Molecule: messenger RNA, 739 nt
Organism: Tupaia belangeri chinensis (Chinese tree shrew)
Lineage: Eukaryota; Metazoa; Chordata; Mammalia; Scandentia; Tupaiidae
Gene: MDK
Product: midkine
Exons: 4
Coding region: 23-442 (139 amino acids)
Molecular function (GO): growth factor activity
Source: RefSeq, a predicted model, not a curated record
CUGACUCGCCUUCUCCCCCAGGAUGCAGCACCGAGGCUUCCUCCUCGCCCUCCUCGCCCUGCUGGCGCUUUCCUCCGCGCUGGCCACAAAGAAAGACAAGGUGAAGAAGGGGAGCGAGUGCGCGGAGUGGACCUGGGGGCCCUGCACCCCCAGCAGCAAGGACUGCGGCAUGGGCCUCCGUGAGGGCACCUGCGGUACCCAGACCCAGCGCAUUCGCUGCAGGGUGCCCUGCAACUGGAAGAAGGAGUUCGGAGCCGACUGCAAGUACAAGUUCGAUAGCUGGGGGGCGUGUGAUGGGGGCACGGGCACCAAAGCCCGCCAAGGCACCCUGAAGAAGGCGCGUUACAAUGCCCAGUGCCAGGAGACCAUCCGUGUGACAAAGCCCUGCGCCCCCAAGACCAAAGCCAAGGCCAAAGCCAAGAAAGGGAAGGGAAAGGAUUAGAGGCUGGGCCUGAAUGCCAAGAAGCCCCCCGGCUUUACCUGGGGUCUGACCAUGCCGGCACCUCCCACCGGCCCUGGAUAGACCCACCAGUGCCUUUGUCUGCGCUUAGCUUUAUCAAUCAUGCCCGCCUCUUCCCUCUCGCGCCUCCAGCCCCGCUCCCAAGUGCCCCAAGUGGGAAGGGACAAGGGAUUCCAGAAAUGUGAGCCCUCUCCCGCGCCCCCCAUGUAUUUGAUUCCCACUGCUCCCUCGUUUUCUUCCCAAUGAUACCAUGACUAAGAAGCAAAUAAAAUAAAUGGA